This is a messenger RNA of Metarhizium brunneum ARSEF 3297, 1458 nucleotides long. RefSeq lists its product as uncharacterized. The record is from RefSeq and is a predicted model, not a curated record. Lineage: Eukaryota; Fungi; Ascomycota; Sordariomycetes; Hypocreales; Clavicipitaceae.
AUGCGAGGGACAAGUACGAACACAACUGCUGGGUUGGGCGCCGUUCAUGACCUGCCCGUCCUGUCAGAACCAGACCUCUCCGUCUCAACAGCACCGGCAUUUAGUGCUGGAUCCGCGGAUGAUGCCGGAUCAUCAAUAUCGUCGGAGAAAAGCGACUCGAAACCACCCAGAAGCGCAAUGCGACGAUCGUCUAGUAUUCCCAAACUUCCACAGAGCCCGCGUCGAGUACGGUUUGAUUUCAUGGGCGAAGAGGUGCUCCCAACAACAUCUCCUCAGCCUAGUGCAUUCAUUUCUGCACGCAUUUCUUCACCCGACCCUAUGGGCGAUGGAGCAAAUUGCACUUCUCGUCUUGCCACAGAGCCUGGAGAGGAGGAGGAUGAGGAGGAGGGAGAGCAAGCACCUCGUAAAGUCUCGUCAUCUGACGCACUGCGGUUUCUGUCCAGGGCUCCCUUGGAGGAGGAUGGAACUGUUUGGACAGUAGUCAAUUCAGACCCGGACGAAGCUGUGCCGGAUCAGCCGCAUUCCUUGCCAGAGAGCCAGGCUGUCGACACUGCCCCAAGUAUGCCAACCACUAUGAUGACCACACCGGACACGAAUGUCUUGGGACCAACACGGACUGCCACAACACCUGAGCCCAGCCAUAAACAUACUUUCGUCGGCGAUAUCAAACGCGCGUCAUCCAAUUCUGAAGAAGAUUCGUCAGACGACGACUUUCUUGCAAUGGCUAAGCUCAAAUCACCUGUGUCAUCAGUCUCCCGGGCUCAAGCAUUGCUAUCUCCUACAAAGUCGAGCCAGGAAGGUACUUCGGUACAGCUAGGCGACCAGAGCGGAGUGUCGCCAAAGGCCAAGAAAUCAGCUGCCAAUAACGCCCGCGGCGAAGCUACACAUGGAGUGUCGGCGACAAAAGAGGAUGAGAACGAGGUGUUUCAUUUUGAAGAAGAAGGCUUACAAUUACCUGAGCGGCCGCGUCAAACCCGAAAUCUGGCCGCGCACAUUGAUCCCGACGACGGGCAAUCCGACGACCAUGAUGAAGAGUCAAGUGGCACCCCCACUCCUCAACCGCUGAGUCUGUAUGCCACAUCGCCGGCAGUUCCAAUUACAAGGCCAGUAAAUCGAGACCGAGAGCAAGAUCCUACGACACCUUCAAGGAUGAAGUUUGAACCCAAUACUGUCGGUUCCUACAAGGGCAGGCCUUUAACGAUUCCCAUCCUGCGAAACCCCGAGAUACUGUCCCAGCUGGAAUCUGCUCAACCUGUCAAUGAAGUUGUAGGUAGCGUUCAUCACCGUGGCCCUGCGGAUGCAUUCAAUCCAGCCAGUUUCCCAGAAGGCGCCGAACAAGCUAUGGCCUUCAGCUCUCCAAGAAGCUUCAGUGAGCGGCUCCUGAUUGAAGACAUGAUGGAGGCAGCAAAAGCUAGAUCUCUAGGUUCCGGUGCUGGGCCGACAGACCAUGGGCAGUAA